Molecule: messenger RNA, 3165 nt
Organism: Porites evermanni
Lineage: Eukaryota; Metazoa; Cnidaria; Anthozoa; Scleractinia; Poritidae
Source: the annotation of a GenBank genome assembly
AUGGCGGACAGCAGGGAAGAAAGCGACGAACUGCAGAAACCAAUGAAAGUUAAUGGCAGAUACGUUGAUCCGUGGGGGACUACAAAUUUUCCUUCAAAAACAGAUGUGUUCAGAUGGAUGUUUAAAGAGAAAAAUGAGCGCGGAAUCGGAGGUGGUUUGAAAGAUCUGUACCGCUUCAAAACGCAGGCAAGUUCUUUUCUUAUUUGUUACGUUAGAUCCAGUCUUGUUUGAAAAAUGAAAUGUAAAAGGGUAAUUUUUAUGACUUUUACAAUGAUUUUGUGGCCCAACGGUAGUCGCAUAAUUAACCGGGUUCCACCAUUCUAUUACGUAAUAACAUCGGGAACACAGUAAAUUGAUGUGUUUUUGAAAGAAGAGAACAAAGGGUAUCUCAUCCCCAUUAAUUUUCUGUUUUUGCAGUUCACGUGGACAAGGUAAUUAUAGCCUUUUCUACAUUUAAUUUUUAAGACAGUUUCUCCUUUUAAUUCUGUUUGUAUACAAAUCCACAGGAGCUUGAAAGAACUCUUCCUGUCUUGACCCCUGACAGUAAAGCUUUGUCAUCUCCCCCCACAGAUGCCAUUCAAGUGACCUGGCUAGGUCAUGCCACUGUUUUGGUUCAAAUGGACAAUGUCAAUAUCUUAACUGACCCUAACUUAAAUACGUUUGCCGGGCCUAGCAAGUCAUUAGGCAUGAAGCGUUAUCGACCACCUCCUUGUAAAGUGGACGAACUACCAGUGAUUCAUGCAGUAUGCAUCAGUCAUGAUCACUAUGACCACUUAGAUGUCAAGUCUGUUAUGGCCCUUAAUCAGAGGUUCGGAAAAGAUCUUUUCUGGUUUGUUCCCAUGGGACUGAAAAACUGGAUGAGUGAAUGUGGGUGUCAAAACAUCAUUGAACUAGAAUGGUGGGAGGAAGCUGAACUACCAGAGAAAUCGCAAAUUUUUCCAAAGUUUAUCUUCACUCCCUCGCAGCACUGGUGUCGCAGAUCAUUGACGGAUCGUAAUAAAGUGUUAUGGGGAAGUUGGACAAUAAUAGGGGCAAGACAUAGAUUUUUCUUUGCUGGAGAUUCUGGAUACUGCAGAGGGUUCAAGCAGAUUGGAAUGAAGUACGGACCAUUUGAUUUUGCUGCCAUACCUAUUGGAGCAUAUAAGCCAAGGUCAGUGUCAUUUCCAAACGAAAAACAAUAAACUCCUCACAGCAUGCAAAGAAAGUAGAGUCCAAUAGCCCGGGGCUAGUGGAUUUUGCUAUUGGACUAGUGAAUUCUGUUUUUAACUUGCCCAACGGGCAAGUGAUGUUUUUUUAAGAAUUGGAAUAAUAGAAGAACUGUGAAAUCAAUUGUGCUCGUCAAAAAGAUUUUGGGGCUGGUUGAAAUAACAUCUGGGCUAGUAAAUGCUAGCUUCAGCUUGCCCUAAUGGCAAGCUGUAAAAAUGAUUUUCUUUGCACCCUGCUCCUCAACAGAAGGGAGAGAGAAAAGAGAGGCAAUUUUUUGUGAUUGCGCUGGCUCCCAGUGAAGCAACAACAUUAUUCUGGACUCACUGCACUAGUAUUUAAUGGCAUAACAGGAAGUGCCCCAGUGCUCUCAACAUAUAUGAGCUCAUAAGAAGGACAGCCAUCUUGACAAUGACAACCAAAAACUCAGAAAUGUUAAACAUGCCACUCCUCCAUGUUGCUCAGAAGUGACCCAAGUUCCUUUCAGUAUAGGACAACGUCUCUUUGGAAUAAGUAUUGCAGCCAGAACUCAAGCUGAGCAAAUCCAUGGCUUAUAUUAAGCGUCAACUUUAUAGGUGACUGCUUAUGGAUGUUUCCUUAAUGUAGUUACCAAAAUUUUUUUACUCACCAUGGUGAUAUAAACGGUUGCAGCUUGGAGCACUGCCUUGUUUAACGUUGAUGUUUUUCAUUUCCAGGUGGUUUCUACAAUUCCAACAUGUAGAUCCUGCGGAAGCUGUCUGUAUUCAUGAAGAUCUUCAGUCUCGUCAUUCAUUAGGAAUUCACUGGGGCACCUUCCCAACAGGAAAAGAGGUAUGUUACAGCUGUACAAAUGGACAUGUUACAUGUAUAUUUCUCCUGGGAAUUUUUUUGUGGGGGUGUCCCGCCUGGUUCUCCAAACCCUGACCCUAUAUCAGACCCAAAAAUGUAAUUUGCCACACCCAUUUUCAGACCUGGCCUCUAAAAUCCGUACCCGUUUUCCGACCUGGAGGUGGCAAAAUCUAUACACGUUUUCAGACCAAAAUGGCACAAAAACACAUACCUAUAUGGCUAUGGACCCCCCCCCCUUAGGCCUUAGGUCUCUCCACUAGCUCUGAGCUAUCAGAUAACACUUCCUCAUGCCCUUAAAUGGGGCACCGUCAAAUUCUUUUAAGUUUUAAACAUAAUAUUUAUUUUGUAUCAAGAAAAUUCUUUGCAGCCCAAUCUCAAUCAAAAUGAUUAUAAUAAAUAUUAUAGAUUGACAUUUAGUGCUGGUCUUUGUUUCUCAAUGUUUCAUUUACAACUUUUGCUACUAUAAUUUCUAAUGACACCACAAUAAUAUUAUAUUAGCUGAGUCCUGUUUUUUUUUUUUCUUAAUUUGGCAGCAUUAUUUGGAUCCACCUAAAGAUCUUAAAGAAGCUCUCAAGUCUAAAGGGAUUCCUGACUCAUGCUUUUUCACCUUAAAACAUGGAGAAACCAAGGUCAUAAAAUAACCUUAAAAGCAAAAAUAGACAAUGAAAUUGCUUGAAAAGCAGUAAACUAGGAAUGUUGAAACACUUUGAAAAUUUUGUCGUUAUUACAGUGUACAGGUAUUUAUUUAUUAAAUUUUAUUCAUUCAUUAAAAAUACUCAAAGAGCUUCAACAACCAGAGUCACAAGUCUGCUGUGUUUUUUAUUAACUUUAUGAUAUAAUUGACUUUAUUUUNUUUGCAGCCCAAUCUCAAUCAAAAUGAUUAUAAUAAAUAUUAUAGAUUGACAUUUAGUGCUGGUCUUUGUUUCUCAAUGUUUCAUUUACAACUUUUGCUACUAUAAUUUCUAAUGACACCACAAUAAUAUUAUAUUAGCUGAGUCCUGUUUUUUUUUUUUCUUAAUUUGGCAGCAUUAUUUGGAUCCACCUAAAGAUCUUAAAGAAGCUCUCAAGUCUAAAGGGAUUCCUGACUCAUGCUUUUUCACCUUAAAACAUGGAGAAACCAAGGUCAUAAAAUAA